Molecule: messenger RNA, 867 nt
Organism: Macrosiphum euphorbiae (potato aphid)
Lineage: Eukaryota; Metazoa; Arthropoda; Insecta; Hemiptera; Aphididae
Source: the annotation of a GenBank genome assembly
AUGGCAAGUUAUAGAAAUAAACGCAGAAAAAUUCAAGACGAACUUCAAGCUUUUUAUUCAUCUAAUGAUGAUAUAACUUAUUCUCCAUUGAAAGAAUCAAAUAAUGAACAAAAUAUUUUAUUAAAAAAUGUCUAUGCUCCAGAGCAACAACUAAGUGACAGUAGUGUUAGUGAUAGUGGUGGUCACAAUAUUACAAUUAAUUAUAGAGAAACUCAAUUGCAACCUUCUUUAGAUUUAGAAUUAAUAUGUGUUAAUAAUGAAUCAACUGUAGAAAUUAAUUGCAAUUCACCAGAACUUAUAAAAAAAAAACUUGGAAAAUGGACCACUGAUUUUAAUGUUCCUCAAAAUUCAGUUAAUGCGCUUCUUCAAAUUUUAAGAAACAAUUGUAAUUUAGAAUUUCUUCCUAAAGAUUGUAGAACAUUGUUUCAAUCUGGGUCUUCAAAAGUUGCUAAUCUAAGGAAAAUUGGAUCUGGAGUUUACUACCAUUUUGGUUUAGCUGCUGGUAUUUCAAGAUUUUCUUCAAUUAUUUCUUCUGAUGACAAAAUAAAAAUUGUUCUUGGAGUAGACGGAUUACCAAUAUCUAAAAGUAGCUCUAGUCAAUUUUGGCCAAUUUUGGCAUACAUUCAUCCUUAUAAAAAUUAUGUUUUUCCGGUGGGAAUAUAUCAUGGGAAUGAAAAACCUCAGGAUAGUAAUAUUUAUCUAAAAGAUUGGGUAUCAGAAGUUUUAGAUUUAACAACUAGUGGAAUUAUUGUCAAUAAAUUAAAAAAAUACAUAUCCAUAGAAGUGAUUUGUUGUGAUGCCCCCGCGAAGUCUUUCUUAAUGAGAGUUAAAAAGUCAUUCGGGAUUUUCAUCGUGUUCAAGAUGUAA